Cyprinodon variegatus (sheepshead minnow) is the source of this 1368-nucleotide messenger RNA. RefSeq names its product ankyrin repeat domain 49 (gene ankrd49). The record is from RefSeq and is a predicted model, not a curated record. The transcript has 3 exons. Lineage: Eukaryota; Metazoa; Chordata; Actinopteri; Cyprinodontiformes; Cyprinodontidae. The coding region runs from base 137 to 835 and encodes 232 amino acids. Gene Ontology annotation, molecular function: protein binding.
CAUUUGUUUAAGGCUAAAACACUACAGGACAGUUGCUUGUUUUAAUUGUUGGAAGUGAAUACAUUUUUAAGCUCAGCUGAGAUGUUUCAGGCGUAAGCAUUAAGUGUUUUAGACUCUCCAAAAAACUUAGUGAAGAAUGGAGUUUCCCGAAGAUUUCAACCAGCUUGAGCUUCUUGACACCCAUGGACAGCUGAUUCCCAAAGGGCCCAUGAGUUCCUGGACCGCAAGCAAGGAGGAGGAGGAAGAGGUGGAUGAGGAGACGCACAGUGAGGAGUGGUAUCAAGAGAAGGAGGAAGCUCUCAAAGACAAGCCGAAGGAGCUCAUUCUCUGGGCAGCAGAAAACAACCGUCUCCCGACACUCCUCCGUUUGUUAGUGGCUGAUCCUCAGCUGGUGCAUUACUGUGAUGAGGACGGAUACACUCCACUGCACCGCGCGGCGUACAGCGGCCACCUAGAGGUUGUGAGAACUCUACUGGCCGCCGGCUCCACGGUGAAUCACCGCACAGUCGAUGGGUGGACGCCCCUGCACAGCGCCUGCCGAUGGAGCCACGUUGCCGUGGCGAGCUGUCUGCUGCAACAUGGCGCCCAGCUUAAUGCCCAGACCAACGGUGGGCUCACACCACUCCACCUGGCUGCCUCCCACUCCAACUCCCUUAAACCAAACACUGCACACAUCUUAGAGUUCCUCCUCUCCAAGAGAAACCUGAAUCCUGGGCUCCGCAGCAGCAGCGGGGAGACGGCCGGAGACGUGGCCCGACGUAGCGGCCCAUACUACUUCAUGUUUGAGAUGGUGGAAGAUUGUGUUAACGUGGUCCCAUCUGUCACAGCAUCCUAAUCUACUGUAGCUUUUGAGGUUCAGUAACACUAGCUGGGUUUUGAACUACUCUUCCUUGCAAAAAAAUGCUGAUACUUGAAAAAUGACUCCUCAUUUAGUUACAUUACAACAUGAUAUAAAAGGAUAGGAGAACAUAAAGUGAUGUAUCAUAUUUUCUAAUUUCCUGGAAGGUGAAUUAAGGCCUAUAUGGCUCUAAUAUUCUGGCCUCCACAUGUUGCACUGUUCCUGGCUUCAUUCAUCUUCCCAUUAACUGUUUGCCUGCUAAAGGGCAAAAUCCCCUCAGCACAAUGCUGCCACCACUAUACAUCACCAUGGGAAUUAUGUGUUUUUGAAUGUUAAGUGUUUUCUGCUUUUCAUAACAUUUUCAAUGUUGGCCAAAAGUAAAAUUGUUGGUUCAGAGAAGCUUCUCCCACAUUUCCAGUUCUCUUCUACAUUACCCUUUGAUGAUAUGAAGACAGGACGCAUUCAAUCUUUCGUUUAACAACGGAGUUGUAGUCUGCUAGUCUCUCUAUUAAUACCUGAAUGGGUAGAAA